This is a messenger RNA of Diorhabda carinulata, 2618 nucleotides long. It is a transcript of the gene Cog3, whose product is annotated as conserved oligomeric Golgi complex subunit 3. Gene Ontology annotation, cellular component: cis-Golgi network; membrane; COG complex. The transcript is spliced from 4 exons. The coding region runs from base 116 to 2533 and encodes 805 amino acids. Gene Ontology annotation, biological process: intracellular protein transport; Golgi organization; intra-Golgi vesicle-mediated transport. The record is from RefSeq and is a predicted model, not a curated record. NCBI's taxonomy places the organism in Eukaryota, Metazoa, Arthropoda, Insecta, Coleoptera, Chrysomelidae.
UUUGAAACAGAAGAAGACAAGACCUAAACAUUGGUUCGUCAACGUCACUUUUCGUUUCUAGGUUAAAAACAAAUUUAUUCAAGAAAAAUUGAACAAUAAUAACAAUUGAUAAAAUAUGCCAAGUGUUGGAUCAACUGACAAUAGUGAAAAUUUAAAAGAACGUGUUAUACAAGACAAUAUUGUAAAAUGGCAAUCUCUAGAUAAGUCUUUAGCACCAUUGUCAGCGGAGCAACUGGAUGUAAUUUAUGAGUUAGGUGAUUUAAUAUCAAAUACUGUGAAAGAAAAGAACGAUACAGAUGUGGAUAAAACCAGUGAGACACUAGAUACUAUAUACACAUUACAAGAUUUUGUUAAAUGGACAAUAGCUGUUGAACAUGAUAUUAAACACGAAAAUUUAAAAAUGUAUCAAGACUAUUACCAAUUGUUAACUCAGUAUAAAUCUAAUUGUGAGAUUCUCUUUGAUAUGUCAGACAAAGCGUUAUGUUCUCUCAAUAGUUUAAAAGAAAAUUAUAAUAAUGUAACAGAAAAAACGAAUUACUUGCAUGAUCUUAGUGAGCAACUUAUGGCUAAUCAAAAAAUAUUAAAGGAAAAAAAGCAACAAAUAAAUGAUAGAAUAAAGUAUUUCAUUGAUUUUACGAAAUGUCAAGAUGGAGUUGAAAGGAUAAAAAAUAAAAUGAAUAAUGACGAUUGCAUUUAUAUUUUAGACAAGAUAGAUGAAAGUAUAGACUAUUUAAAUCAACAUCUGCACUAUAAGGAAUCCAGAAUUUAUAAGAUGAAAUAUGAGAGUCUUCUAAAUACUAUCCUUAAUAAGAUAUAUGAUUAUGUAAAUACUAUACUUGUUGAGACAACAAAGCAAGUUGUAGAUCCCAAUGUUAAUUUCCAAUCAGCUCAGGUCCCUCAUAUUAAUAGUAUGGUUGAUUCUGCUUUUUCUCUAUAUUAUGGGAAAUUUCAAAGUGUUUCAGUAAAAGUGAGAAAUAUUCUGAACAAUUUGGAGGAAAGGGAAACCAGAAAUGAUCAAUAUAAAAAUGUUUUAAUUGAUUGUAAAAAGUCAUAUUUUACUCAGAGGCUACCUAUAUUAACUGUUGCUGUAGGAAAAGCUUUGAACGAUUUGAAAGAAAAAUAUUAUAAAGAUCAUAGUACCCUAUUCAGAUCAUGUUGCCUCUUCAUCCUAAAAGUUUGUCAAGAUGAAGUAAUGUGUUUUAAUUACUUUUUUUCAAAAGGAACUGAACAUUUAAAUGAUUAUUUAGGAGCACUUUGUCAGUGCCUUUAUGACACAUUGAGACCAAAUCUUAUUACAAUAAUUCAUAUAGAAGUUCUAUGUGAAUUAUGUGGAAUUUUGAGAAAUGAAUUUUUAAGCGAUAAAGUUGUAGACUCCAUCCAACUAAGUAAAUAUGUUGAAAUCAUUAAACAGUUAUGGCAAGAUGUUGAGGAGAGACUUGUGUUUAGAACAAAUGUGUUUUUCCAAUAUGAUCUCUUAAAUUACAAACCAUCACCAGGUGACUUGGCAUACCCAGAAAAAUUAGAACAAAUUGAGAGUAUUGUCUUGGAAUUGAAAGAAAGAUCAGAUUCAAGGAGUUCGGUUGUAUCCCUUGAAUCUCAGGAAGUUGCUAAUAUAAAUUCACAAAUGUCAAACUUUCGUUCUUAUACAGGAAAUGCAUCUGCAGAUUUACACGGCAUGUGGUAUCCUACUGUAAAACGCACCCUUGUUUGUUUAUCUCGUUUAUAUUUUUGCUUAGAUAGAAGUACAUUUCAAGGAUUAGCACAAGAAGCUAUAGUCAUAUGUAUAGAAACUGUCAAAACAGCAGCAAACAUUAUUUCUACAAAAAAAACUAAAAUUGAUGGUUUUCUUUUUCAAAUUAAACAUUUGUUAAUUAUAAGGGAGCAAAUUGCACCAUUUCAGGUUGACUUUACUGUUAAAGAAACAACUUUAGAUUUUACUACAGUACAGAAAGCAGCCAUGGAUCUAAUCAAUCACAGAAAUAAAAUCUUCACAUUUGGAUCAAAUAACGCAUUGUUAGAAUUUCUAUUAGAGGGAACGCCAAAAGUCAAAGAGCACUUGAUUGACUCACGAAAAGAAAUUGAUAAGCAGUUGAAACAAUCUUGUGAAGCAUUCAUCACCCUGGUAACUCAAUUACUUGUAGGUAACAUCCUUGAUUGGAUAGCAAAAUCUGAAAAAACUUUACAAGAAAAAGUAGCACCUGAGAAAUUUUUGCAAGAGGAUUUUGCGAAAGCUGAAACUCUUUCAUCAGUAGUUAAAGAAAUUCAAAAGAACAUGAAAAUAAAAAUACCUCAAAUCCAACGAUCCAUGCAGAUUUAUCUUUCUAAUAGAGAAACUGAAUUCAUUUUAUUCCGACCUAUAAAAAAUAAUAUUGUUAAUGCUUUCAUGCAACUUGAUCAGAUUUUAUUAAGGAUCGGUUACAGCAAUGAAGAUCAGUUACUAAUUGGAUGUCCUUCUCCUGAACAAAUUAAUGUUCUAAUUUGUUCUGUAUCCUUGAGUGGAGCUCAAGAAAAUAGUACUACCUCAAAUACCUAAUACUUUAUAGUCAAUUUUUGAUCCAAUAAUUGAAUUGUAUUAUUUAAUAUAGAGGCAAUAAAUUAUAAUAAAUAAAUUAAGAAUU